Messenger RNA from Ectocarpus siliculosus, 2964 nucleotides. The record is from the annotation of a GenBank genome assembly. Lineage: Eukaryota; Phaeophyceae; Ectocarpales; Ectocarpaceae.
AUGGAAGAAAAUGAACUCCUCGUUCGCCGGCGAUACCCCUCUCAGCAAGCGGAGCGGGACCGGGAGCUCACGUUCCGGCCGCGCCUGGCGACCACGAAAUACUGGGCGGCGGCCACCGCCCGAAGGCGUCGCCGCAGUAGGGCCGACGAUUUCGGGCUGGCGACAGAGCGGGGUAGAGAUGGGGCUGGGGCGGCGGCGGAAGACGCAAGGGCCGGCGGCGGCGUGGAAGGGGUACCAGCACGGUUCGAGAUGCUCUACGAAGAUAGCAAGGCGCAGCUCCUCCGGUCGCAAGAGGACAGGGUCAAGAUCCCCGCGGCGUGUACUUUUCGGCCCCAGCUCAUUUCAUACCGGCCGACCUCACGGGGACGGGGCCGACACGUCGCGAGGAAGGCAACGGCAGCGGCAGCAGCAGCGAGCCCCGAAGACGCUGACAUGGGGCGAGAGACGUACGUGUUCGAUGAUUCAGGGGAGCUCUUUGAUGAGAGCGUCAACGACCCCCACGCACGCAACGAAAGAGGUGACAGCGACGGGCUUGACAACGGCAACGACGACGACAGCCAAGCUUGGGUGAACAGCCUCGUUUUCGGCGACAAUGACGAAGAUGACGGUCACGUCGACAACAGCAGGUCAAGCGGCGCCAACGAUAACGGCGACAACAACAGCAACAACACGAAACGCACAGAAGAGGGACGGGGGCAGGAGCAACACGGAGACCGCCCGCGCCGCUUCGACCGCCACGGCAGCCGCCUCCGAACACCCAGAGCCGGCCUGCGAGGGGAGAACGGCCGGGGGUACGGCGAAAUACGCAGCAGCAGCAGCAGCAACGGAGGUCUCAGCGCCGUGGAUGGCCCUUCCGAGGAAGGCAGCACAGGCAACAGGAGACCCGGCGGCUGCAACCGCAGAGAUUAUCAUCGUCGCAGCAGAAGCUUGCCAUCGAGGUCUAGGGGGGUGACGCGGAGCGGUCUUUCCGAGGGGGCGGGGGGGCGCACGGGAGCGGUGGGGACGCCGUCGUACGCGGAGAGGCUCUACCGCGGACAUGACGAACAACAACAAGUUUGGGCGAGAAGGCGGCAAGAGAGGGCCAGACUGGAGCUAAAGGGCUGCACGUUUCGACCAACGCUGGACCAGAACAGCCAGAAUCUCGGUCGUGCAGGCCGGACAUACCUGGGUGAAGGUCAGAACGGAGGAGCACGGCGGCGGAGCUCAUCCGCGGUGAGGUGGAAGCGAACGACACCACAGGAGGAGGAGAAGGAGGAGGAGGAGGCGUCGGGAAGGGAGGGGGGCAUGGCGGCGGCGGCGGCGGCGGCGGCGGCUCACGAGAGGCUCUAUCAGGCGGCGGAGCACGUCAGGGCGAGGAGGAGAGAGGAAGUCGCGGAGAGGCGGAAGGCGGAGACCGUGGGGUGUACGUUUCAGCCGGAGGUGAAUCACGCCCCCGCCGCGUCCUGCGCUGCUGCGUUCCAGGGGCGAGGGAGGUCAACAUACUCCGGGGGCACCGCUAAACGCAACGGCGGCGACCGCCGCGGCGUGAGGAGCGGGAGCGUCAACAGCAACAACGGCUGCAGAAACACCAGCAGGGACAACGGCAGCAGCGUUUUCGACAGGUUAGUAGCGGCCGGCGAAGAGGCGAAGCAAAGGAAAGCCAUGCUCGGGAAGAUGACCCCCCCAGGGUGCACCUUUCGGCCCCAGGUCAACGUGCAUGGGAACGGCAAACGUCCACCAGGGCAUGCUAGCAACAGCGCCGGGUCAACGCAGAACGGCGGCGGCACCUUCGCCGCACAAUCUCAGCCGCACCCGCAACACCCACCCCCCUCUUCCUACGGCGGAGCCCCCCGAUCGGAAGAGAACGUCUCAAACUUCCCCCCCCCGCCUCCACCGCAAACCGGUUCCUACCACAGCAAUCCUGGGAAUGAUGGAUACGGAAAGGACGGAAACCGCCCCCCCCCUCCGAGAAGGCCAUCUGCCGGUGCCCCGGGCGGUAGCGGCGACUGGGCGGUCACCCAAAAAGGUCGCCGCAGCGAUGAGGGCAGCGUCGCUGGUAUCUCCGACACCGCCGCGCACCACGCCGCCGACAAGAACUUUCUCCGCGAGCUCGCGGCUGCCGCUAGCACUGCUGCUGCCUCUGCCGCUGACGCCGUUCCCGUGGCGGAAGUCGACGAGGAGGGCGCCAGGAUCCCGUACCGAGAAUCGAGGUUUUCUCCGAGAAGAAGGCGCCGCAAGCAGGGGGGGGGGUACGACGGCAACGGCAACGACGGCCAUGGUGGCGGCGAAAGUGGGCGCGAAUCGCCGGCGUGUGAGAGGCUGUUCGAGCUGGGCCAUCGCCAGCAGAGGAAGAGGAACGACUCCCCUCGGGACACACCGCAGUCCCAGCGGGAGAGGGACGAGCUAGAGGAGCUCAAGCUGUGCACCUUCUCCCCCGUCUUGUUCACCAAGGCCUACCGCCGUCCCCGCCCAAGACUUGCGACGGGGGCGCCGUCAAACAGGAUGGAGGCCACCGGGUACGUUCAACUUCUUCCUUCCCGAGGAUUUGCGUCGUCGGGAGUCGGACAAGCGACGCCCUUGGAAUCCCUGAAAGACGCUUGCAGCUCUUGGGGCAAUGAAUGCUAGAUUCAAGGCACGUUUUAACCCCUUUGGGUCUAGGCUGGACUGUCAGAUUUGUUUUUUGCGCCAACUUGGCGCCAAAAAAAAAAAAUGAGAGCGAGAGCGAGCGGGAGAGAGAGAAGUGCAGAGAAAGAGACCAGUGUACUUCUGCACACGCAACAGCUAUCUCCACCUGUAGGCCAUGAGAGAAGCCGGCGACAGGGUGGUGGCCACAGACAGGGUCGUAGAAGGGUUGGUGGGUGGUCGCGCUGCGGUCAGUAGGGCAGGUUAGCUGUGUAGCCUUUGAAAAUGAUCAGUCGUCUAGCUGCCUCAACUUAGUCUAUUUUUCGGUAUAUUGUAAAUGAUCAGUCCAGAGAGGGCAAAAUG